Molecule: messenger RNA, 3567 nt
Organism: Trichoderma reesei QM6a
Lineage: Eukaryota; Fungi; Ascomycota; Sordariomycetes; Hypocreales; Hypocreaceae
Exons: 8
Coding region: 1-3567 (1188 amino acids)
Biological process (GO): positive regulation of transcription from RNA polymerase II promoter by galactose; DNA-templated transcription
Cellular component (GO): nucleus
Molecular function (GO): DNA-binding transcription factor activity, RNA polymerase II-specific; RNA polymerase II cis-regulatory region sequence-specific DNA binding; zinc ion binding
Source: RefSeq, a predicted model, not a curated record
AUGCCUCGUCAUACAGGGUCCGAGAAACGAACCCGGAUCGCAAAGGCUUGCAUCCUUUGCCAGACUCACAAGACGAAGUGCGAUGGACUUUGCCCUUGUGGACAGUGCAUCAAGCGGGAGAGAUCCAGCACCUGCUCUUAUUCGUCUCAUAGACGCUUAUACGGACGGCAACGGCCAUGGCCCAAGGAAGCGGACAUGGACGUGUCUAAAGAGACGAAGACGAGGACGAUAAAGGUUGAGGACAUACAAGAGGAUCAUCCCGAUCGUUGGCUUAGAGAACAGGAUGGCAUACAUAUCGCGAUUCCAAAAGUACCGAAUACGAUGCGUGAUACAAAGGGGCGAGCCAUGUACUAUGGAGACUGCGCGGCGCUGUCUUUCCUCAGAAACAUACAGGAGCUCAUCCAAGGCGAAGAAGAACUUGCUGAUGUGGCCAAGGAGAUUUCUUCCUUCUCGGUGCUGGCGGAAGCUCCGCCGACGGAUGGUGAGAGUGUCUUGGCUUAUAGCAACGCGAAUCUCAAAGAUUUGGAAGAUCUGAUACAAGUCUUUUUCACAUCGACGUGUGGAAUGCUUGAUAUCAUCAACCGAGCUACAGUCGAAAACCUGCUCAGUCGCUGGAUCAGCGGCAAUAUCUCUGUUGCGAGUAGCAGCUCCGCUGUCUUAUACCUUGUGCUUGCCUUUGCAGCGCAAGUACGCAGCGCAUCUGCGCUGGACGCACAUCGAUCUCGGUCGUUCUUCUAUCACGGACGCCGCAUUGCGCUGCUAGAGUUAACGGAGUAUCCCACGAUAGAAACAGUCCAGGCAUUUUCACUCAUCAGUCUGUAUAUGCUUGGCUGCUGUCGACGAGACGGAGGGUACUUGAACCUGGGCACGGCCAUAAGCGCCGCCAAAGCACUUGGGUAUCAUCGCGCUGAAUCUACAUUCCCUCAGUGCCUGGAGGAUAGGCGGUUAAGACACAUGCGGUACCUGUUCGCUGACGCCGUGGCCUACCGUAGAAAGCGAGUAUGGCGUAGCUUGUGUGUUUUCGACAUCCUGCUCUGCGCCAUGAUCGGUCGCGCCCCGAUGACCUCGGCCAUGGACUCGGCAGAAGAAGACUUUGAGGACCAUCGGCAGCGGCCGGAUCCGAAGCACCCUGAGAAAUGCCAGGAGCUCGGCCUCUACGAGUCGGCGCGAGCAAUCUCCAUCCUGAAGCAGACUCUGCUCGAGAUCUAUACGCAACGUUCGGCGCCACUCGGGCUUCUUCAACGGCUGUCGAGCAAGCUCCGUCAGAUGGGGACCGAGCUGCCGUCUGAGAUUCGGAGCAUCAGCCCUGCGGCGUUUUCGGACAACAAGUGUCCCAAGACGAGGCAGCUCAUCAUUAGGAACGCAACGGUGGCGUGCAAUUACUAUUUCAGCAUGAUGCUGUUGACGAGGCCAUUUCUCAUUGCUUGCCUCAGGGCAAAGUACAACAAAACGCCGACGACUGUGGGAUCGGAGAUGCGCGACGGCGAGGAGUCUUCUGAAGUGGACAAGAGCGUCAAGUAUGGGGCCAUGACUUCCUUUGAUACUGCGCUCAAGACGAUUCAGCUGCUUCAUGAGUUGUACGUGGCCGGGGUGCUCUACAACAACAUGCCGCUUGCCGUGGGUUGGACGUUUGUAUCAGCCUUGACUGUGUGCGCCGCAUACUUUGGGUGUCUGGGAGACGCACGAGAAUGCGAGCUUGCCAUCUACCGAGCAAACCAGAUACUGCAGCACUUCAAGCAAAACAACCUGCAGGCGAAGCAGUACGAACUCAUACUGAAGAAGCUGUCCCGAGUGGCCCUCCGCAGUAUAAGCGGAGCAGAGGGCCAGCCGUUCGACAACAGCAGCGUGUUCUGGUCCGACCUGUUUAGGCUGACCCCGGCGCAUCUUCACCAGCUGAAGCAGGAGGAGUCGUGUGAUGCUUCGUGUAUGGGGCCACAGGAGGGAGUGGCUGUGGUGGGUGGAGAGGGUGUCAGUCCGGCGGAGGUUGCUGGCUCGAUGCAGGAUGCUGCGUGUACUCCCUUGGAUGAGGGUUUGGGGGACAUUUUUCACUUUCCGGAUGAUGCGUACAAGGACUUUUCGAACUAUACGCUCAUGACGGAGGGGCUGUUUCCUGAGCAGCAUGAUUUCGGCCUGAUGUCUGAUUCCACCAUUCCUCGCUCACGCACGCCUCACCGCAUCACCAACCGCAUCCAUAUCAUGUCGACGUCCCGCCACGCCGACGAUGCCGACGAGCCGACGCAGCCAUUCUCUCCGCCUGGUCAUGAUCGCAUUCUUCAACGGAUGAGUGAAUUGCAAGCUGAGCGUGAUGAUGAUGAGGGCAACGGCAACGGCGAUGACGGUGAUGUGCGGGAUCACGUCAAUGACGAUGAGAUGACAAUGUCCGACUCCAGCGAUGGAAAAACUGUCGACAGCAACAUGUCCUAUCACAACAACGCAGUCACCUGGAAUGAUGACAGCAGUCAGAAGCAGCGUGCUGAUGGCGUCCACCUCGACAUCUUCUUCGACACUUUAUCCAACACGUGUCUCUUCAAGCUCUACUGCUCCGUCCUCCAUAAAGGCAGUAAAGCCAAAGGCCAAAAGCAUACCCUCUUUCUGUUCAUACACCCUGAAUCAGUUCGAGAGAUCACGUUGAAUGAUGGACGGUCCUCGGGGCCGAGCACGUCUAAGCCCAGCCGCCCGAUGUUAUCAUUCUCUUUGACACAACAUCCUUCCCUCGUUGUCCCCAAGGGUCUUGUUUUGGAGACGAAAGAACAGAGCAAAGGCGCAUUAAGUGUAAUGCUGGCUUUGGCUAGAGCGACUGAAUUCACCAUCCACCUUAACAAUUCCAACCUUUCUUCACCGCUGAAAAGAUCGCGCUUGGAUUUGAUUGCCCGCAGAUUCUCGCUGGAAUCUGAUUCUCAUCGUCCCCGUACAAACGAUAGAUGUGCCAAUCUCGGGUCAUUGUAUGCUGGCAGGGGAGGCGAGAUUGUGACUUUUGAUAAUGUCAUUGGAGCGCUACCUGACGAUGCUGACGUGCCUCCUCCAUCUUAUGCUGGGCCAUCGCAAGGCGAAGCUUCAAAGAAUAAACGCCGAAGGAUUGAUUCACCCAUUGACAAGGGCAAAUCUUCCGCGGUCUCCAAUGAUCUUUUCGAUUUCAUUCGCAGUUCUUUCGACAGCAUGGAGACUCGCAUCUGCGCUCGUAUCGACGAUGUGGCAGGUCAAUUCAAGACACAGCUCGAUGAUCUCGGGACUCGCCUCGAUGGUAUCGAGAGUCGUUUGCAGCAGCUUGAAGACACGGUCUCAGACGCAGUAGACGUUGAUCAUAGUGCAUCAAUACAGGAAGAAGUCAGUGAACAACUAGAUGACUGCAUAAUAGGCAUCAAGGCGGAAACAGAAGAUGUGUUCAAGUCUAUCGAUGACCGGUUUGAUGAGACCAUGGAGCGGUUGGAGCAGGAGGUGAGCGAGAGGCUUGAACGGCUGGAAGAAGAUGUCAAGGACUGCACGGUUGAGAUUGUGGAGUCGAGCUUGAAGCGGAAACUGACGAAUGCGAGUUUGCGAGUCGAUGGCUCGGUGUUUCUUGACUUGUAG